Molecule: messenger RNA, 2204 nt
Organism: Pyricularia oryzae 70-15
Lineage: Eukaryota; Fungi; Ascomycota; Sordariomycetes; Magnaporthales; Pyriculariaceae
Exons: 4
Coding region: 350-2002 (550 amino acids)
Biological process (GO): carbohydrate metabolic process
Source: RefSeq, a predicted model, not a curated record
GCAUGGUCGCCCUUCCCCGCACAAACCCAGCAGGCACAUCGCACUGGACGUCACUACGCCGAGUCGGGUCAGGUCCCGAAGCUUGCCUGUGUGUAGCUCAACUGCGAAGCUCCUACAGCAACUUGAAACUCGGGAGGCGUGCGUGUUCUCUUUUUUUCUUUCGACAUUGCAGCUCUUGGGCAUUAAAAAGUCAGUCCUUCCCAAGGCUUGAGCCAUGAUUUUAUUUUCUUGCGAAAUCUUUUAAUUGUUUCUUCCACUGCUGGUUACAUUUUGGUUUGUUGGUUGGUUGACUGUCAGCACAAAGUUAAUAAUCCGCGCCUUGCAAGAUUGACCCAGCAUUUCGGUCACAAUGGGUCCAACUAAGUUCCUGUUCCUUUUGCCGUUACUCGCCCACUUAGCCGAGGCGAAUGCGGGCGACUCCGCGCAGGUACCACUUCACGGUUUCGAACACGCCGCUUGUCCAGACUACGCAAGCUAUUCAAAGUAUAAACACCCACCGUUCAGCGAUGGACCCCUCAAAUUACCUUACCAGCGGCCCGAUCCGCGCUGCCGGACCUUCAACAACGAUGCGAUCGAGAAGGUCAUCAAGGAUGUCACCUCUCGGAUGAAGGACCCCGACAUGGCGCGCCUGUUUGAGAACGCGUUCCCCUCGACGACGGACACAACGGUCAAGUUCCACACCGACGGCAAGACCAAACAUAGGAGCAAGCCCCACGACGAAGACGACGACUUCUUCGGCUUCGGCACCGACAGCAAAGGCGCUUGGGAGGGCCCUCAGUCUUUUAUAAUAACCGGCGACAUCAUCGCCGAAUGGCUGCGCGACAGCACGAACCAGCUGGCGCCGUACCAACCCCUCGCCCAAAAGAACCAGGCUGUCCGCACCCUUAUCCUGGGCGCCAUAAACACCCAGGCCGAGUACAUCAUCCAGAGUCCGUACUGCAACGCCUUCCAGCCGCCGCCCAUCGCCAAUCUCCCCAUAAGCCACAACGGGCAGGAUGAUACGGUGCACCCCAACUACGACCCGAACUUUGUCUUUGAGUGCAAGUAUGAGCUCGAUAGCCUAGCCCACUUCCUGGCCAUUGGAAACGACUUCUUUGAGGAGACUGGGUCCACAGAGUUUGUCAACUCGCGCUGGCUGCUUGCCCUCGACACCCUCCUCAUCGUGCUCGAGCAGCAGGCGAUGCCGACCUUCAACUCCAAGACUGGCAGCUUCAGACUCAACCAGUACACGUUUCAGCGGAGGACCACCCUCGGCACCGAGACGCUCAACCUACAGGGCGUGGGCAACCCGCUCGGGAACGGUACUGGGCUCGUGCGGUCCGCUUUCCGGCCGAGCGACGACGCCAGCAUUCUCGGCUUCUUCAUCCCGGCCAACGCCAUGAUGGCCGUGGAGCUCGGGCGAGCAGCCAAGGCUCUAAAGGCUGCUGACAUGGCCGACGACACCCUCACCGCGACGGUCGAGAGGUGGAGCAAGACCAUCACCGAGGCCGUCUGGGAGCACGGCGUCGUCAAGCACAAGACCCACGGUGAUGUGUUUGCGUACGAGGUGGACGGCUACGGCUCGGCGAUUUUGAUGGAUGACGCCAACUAUCCGUCGCUGCUGGCGCUACCUGUUAUGGGGUUCGUUUCAAAGGAGGACAAGAUAUAUCAGAACACGCGCAAGAUGCUACUUUCGAAGCAGUCCAACCCUUACUACCUCGAAGGCAGGGAUUUCAGGGGUAUCGGAGGUCCGCAUAUUGGCCUCCAGAACGCCUGGCCUAUGAGUCUCUUGAUGCAAGCUCAGACUACGGACGAUGAUGAAGAAAUCCAAGGAUGUCUGCAGCUUGUUCUCAAGUCUGCUCUUCUCGGCCUUGUGCAUGAGAGUGUUGAUGUUAAUCAAAUCACUUCCUACACAAGGAGCUGGUUCGCCUGGGCAAAUGGGGUAUUUGCUGCCACCAUUCUAGACCUUGCCAAGAGGAAACCAUAUCUGAUUUUCAAGGACAGCGAGCCCUAUGUGAUUUAAGUUGCGGGCGUUUAUGCCAAUAGAUUUAGAAUCAAAACAUACAUGUUUAUUACGCAGGCACUUGCCAGCCUGAGGGGUUGAGUAUACCAAAUCAUUGCACCGAGGGGAUCGGAUCGCCCAGCUUUCCAUCCAGGUGCCUAGUUCUAGAAUGAUAGAUCUAUUAUUCCCUCUUAUCAGACGGGUGCGAACAGCUACCUACCCA